Molecule: messenger RNA, 5736 nt
Organism: Acinonyx jubatus (cheetah)
Lineage: Eukaryota; Metazoa; Chordata; Mammalia; Carnivora; Felidae
Gene: ZNF687
Product: zinc finger protein 687
Exons: 10
Coding region: 1423-5136 (1237 amino acids)
Source: RefSeq, a predicted model, not a curated record
GAGGGUCAGGGUCCCCAAGUCUAGGCGCCCCGAGCCCAAGAGGCGCCCGAAGCGCGGCCCGGUGACUGGAGGCUGCGGGAUGUCGCGACCUAAAAUGGUGUCCGUGUCCGGGGGCGGGGGCGGGGGAGCUGGGCCUGGCCGGAGCGGAGCCUGCACCCCGACUGGGUGCGGGUCAGCGUCCGGGCCCGGGCGGGACUCGGGCUCGCGCCCCGGUCCGCUGCGCGCCUUCGGCUCACUCGCGUCUCGAGGGAUCCUCGGGAGUCUGCGGGAGGAGGAGGCUGUGCUGCGCCGGGACGAGGGGAGGAGGUCGGAGUUGGGACGGACCCCGGUCGGAGAGCUGCGAGUCACGCAAAGACCGUCCCCUCCCCACUCCUCUCUUUCCACGCGCCUUCCCUACUCCUGUGAAGUCCUGGGCCGGGAGGUGCUGUGCGGCAGAUCCCGUGGGGCCUGGCCUGGCCGGCCCCCGUCCUUCCCUCCGCACGCCUGUGGGAGCGAGAGAAGCGCGGUGCGCCUCAGUUUCCCCAGCGGCUUUUCCUCUGUACACCCCGCCCCCUCCUCGAAACCCCGGACAUCUCCCCGCGCCGGCCCUCGGCAGAUGGCAGGGACUUAAUUCCACCCGCUGCCCAGCUUGGCGGCAGCCUAAUCGCCCCCGGCCGCCGGCCCCUCGCCCUCCUCUGCGCUGCAGGCCCCGGGCCAGGGGAAAGGGCAGUGGAGCCCCCUCCCGACCCAGGCCAGUUCACCCUCUUCCUGUUCAGCCCCUUCCUUUGGUGUUUGGGGAAGAACAGAAGGAAAGGGUUGGGGGGAGGGCCGGAGCCCAAGAGUUCGGGCACAACGGCCGCAGAAAAGGCCUCAGCCGUGGGGUGGGGGGGAGCCUCUUUGGCCUUGAGCUCCCGCUGCUUGCUGGACUGCCCGCUCCUGGCUAUCCUGGCUAUCGCAUGACCUCUAAGUCACUUGGACGCCAAAGGGGGAGUUGCUUGGGGAGGGUGAGUGGGCAUAUGUUUCCUUGUAGUCCCCAGUGAUCUGUGCUUCACCAACCCGCUUUUCUGGUGGCCAGGGUGGAAGGUAGCUCGGGUUUCUCCUGUUGGGGAGACAGCCAGGCAGAGGAGGGCCCUGGCUCUCCAUCAGGGCAGAGGCAAGGGAUGGAGGGCUGUGUUUAAACCCAGAAACUGCAGAAUUAAGUAGGGGGUGAUGAGGGGAAACUUCCCUUUCUUUCUCUAGUUGGUACCCUCUUCCUCUACCCUACCUUCCUCCCAGCAUUGCCAGCUGCCACCUGCUGGGACUGUCUUCCAGUUUCGGUCUAAAGGCUGGCAGGAGUUUUAGGGUUUGGCAGACUUCCACCAGCUCCCUAGGAUUUGCGCAGCGGUAAAGGUGUGCCCAGGUCACGUUGUGUGCAGGUCCUGAGCAGGUUGGGGACCCGCUGCCAUGGGGGACAUGAAGACCCCUGAUUUCGACGACCUCCUUGCUGCCUUUGACAUCCCUGACAUUGAUGCGAAUGAAGCCAUCCACUCUGGGCCAGAAGAAAAUGAGGGGCCCGGAGACUCAGGGAAGCCAGAACCCAGCGUAGGGGGUGAAUCUGGAGAGGCAACAGCAGCAGCUGCCCGGGAUGGCCCCGAGAUUCCAGCCCAGGCCUCUGAUCAUGGCCUGCCACCCCCAGACAUCUCAGCAGUCAGCGUCAUUGUCAAGAACACUGUGUGUCCCGAGCAGCCUGAGUCCCCGGCUGGAAGUUCAGGAGGGGACGGGACCCGGGCUGUGGGGGUGACUAAGGAAGGGCCUGUGGGAAAUCGUCUGAUGCAGAAUGGUUUUGGGGGCCCUGAGUCAUCCCUUCCAGGUACACCCCACUCUCCAGCUCCUCCCAGUGGGGGUACCUGGAAAGAAAAAGCCAUGGAAGGCAAAGCUCCUUUGGACCUUUUUGCUCAUUUUGGGCCUGAGCCAGGGGAGCACCCUGAUCCCCUCCCUCCCGCUGCACCCUCCCCGCCUCAGGAAGGGGCCAUGACCCCACCUCCUUUCUCUUCUCCCUUUGAGCUGUCCCGGGAGAAUGGCCCAGCCUUGCUGUCGUCUGGUUCUCCCCCACCGCUGGGGACCUUGAAGCAAGACGGCUGCAGCCCCAUUCAUCCUCCGGGCCUAGCCGGGCUAGGCUCUGGCUCUAGCCCUGAGGCCAUGGACAUUCCUGCCGGCGCCUCACCUCCCCAGGUUGCAGGGGUGCCCUUCUUCAAGCAGUCUCCAGGGCAUCAGAGCCCUCCUGCCUCCCCCAGAGUGCCCCGCUGUCAGCCCCUGAAGGAAGAGGAGGAGGAGGAGGGGCCGGUGGCCAAGUCUUCCCCCAGAAGUCCCCAGAGUCCCUCUAGUGGAGCCGAGGCUGCAGAUGAGGACAGCAACGACUCCCCUGCCUCUUCCAGCUCCUCAAGGCCUCUCAAGGUGCGGAUCAAGACCAUUAAAACGUCCUGCGGGAAUAUCACAAGGACGGUAACCCGGGUCCCGUCAGAUCCCGAACCCCCUGCCCCCUUGGCCGAAGGGACCCUCCUAGCUGAGGCUGGCCUCCUGAAGCUAUCCCCCGCGCCCCCGACCCCUGAGGGUCCAAAGGUGGUGAGCGUCCAGCUGGGUGACGGUACACGGCUAAAAGGCACCGUGCUUCCUGUGGCCACCAUCCAGAACGCAAGUACGGCCAUGCUGAUGGCAGCCAGCGUGGCCCGCAAGGCCGUGGUUCUGCCUGGAGGUGCUGCCACCAGCCCUAAGACGAUGGCUAAGAAUGUGCUAGGUCUGGUGCCCCAAACAUUGCCCAAGGCCGAGGGGCGGGUGGGGCUGGGGGCUGGGGGGCAGAAGGUGAACGGUGCCUCGGUGGUGAUGGUGCAGCCCUCCAAGCCGGCCCCCGGGCCCGGGGUGGGCGGUGGCACGGUGAUCUCGCGGACUCAGUCUAGCCUGGUGGAGGCCUUCAACAAGGUCCUCAAUAGCAAGAACCUGCUGCCUGCCUACCGGCCCAACCUGAGUCCUCCGGCCGAGGCCGGGCUGGCCCUGCCUCCAACCGGCUACCGCUGCCUUGAGUGUGGGGAUGCCUUCUCACUGGAGAAGAGCCUGGCAAGGCACUAUGACCGCCGGAGCAUGCGCAUCGAGGUCACCUGCAACCACUGCGCCCGCCGCCUGGUCUUCUUCAACAAGUGCAGCCUGCUGCUGCAUGCCCGAGAGCACAAGGACAAAGGACUCGUCAUGCAGUGCUCACACCUGGUCAUGAGGCCCGUUGCUCUGGACCAGAUGGUGGGGCAGCCGGAUAUCACGCCCCUGCUGGCUGUCCCUCCUGCCCUCGGACCUCCAGCCUUGCCUGCCCUGGGCAAGGGGGAUGGGGCCAUCACCGCUGCCAUUACCGCAGUUCCUGCCGAGGCCCCUGUGCUGCCGCUCUCCUCCGAGCCCCCUGCUGCCCCUGCUACCUCGGCUUACACGUGUUUUCGCUGCCUGGAGUGUAAGGAACAGUGCCGGGACAAGGCAGGCAUGGCUGCCCACUUCCAGCAGCUUGGGCCCCCCGCCCCUGGGGCCAACAGCACUGUGUGCCCCACCUGUCCCAUGAUGCUCCCCAAUCGCUGCAGCUUCAGCGCCCACCAGCGUAUGCAUAAGAACCGGCCUCCCCACGUCUGCCCUGAGUGUGGGGGCAACUUCCUGCAAGCCAAUUUCCAGACCCAUCUCCGGGAGGCCUGUCUGCAUUUGUCUCGCCGUGUGGGAUACAGGUGCCCUAGCUGCGCAGUGGUGUUUGGGGGUGUGAACUCCAUCAAGUCCCACAUCCAGACGUCGCACUGCGAGGUUUUCCACAAGUGCCCCAUCUGCCCCAUGGCCUUCAAGUCUGCACCCAGCGCCCACGCCCACCUGUACACCCAGCACCCCAGCUUCCAUGCGCAGCAGGCCAAGAUGAUCUACAAGUGCGCCAUGUGUGACACGGUCUUCACUCACAAACCCCUCCUCUCCUCACACUUCGACCAGCACCUGCUGCCCCAGCGUGUCAGCGUCUUCAAGUGCCCGUCUUGUCCUCUGCUUUUUGCCCAAAAAAGGACCAUGCUGGAUCAUCUCAAGAACACCCAUCAGUCCGGGCGCCAGGGGGAGGACACUGCUGGGAAAGGGGCCGCGGGUGCCCUAACGACCCCCAAGGCUGAGCCCGAGGAGCUGGCCGUGUCUCGGGGAGGAACAACCGUCCCCACUGAGGAGUCGUCUUCAUCCUCGGAAGAGGAAGAACUACCCAGCUCCCCCUCACCCCCUCGCCCAACCAAACGGCCCCGGCGGGAGCUAGGGAGCAAAGGCAUCAAGGGUGGUGGGGGCGGGGGCCCUGGAGGCUGGACCUGUGGCCUUUGUCACUCCUGGUUCCCCGAGCGAGAUGAGUACGUGGCUCACAUGAAGAAGGAGCAUGGCAAGUCUGUGAAAAAGUUUCCCUGUCGCCUGUGCGAGCGCUCCUUCUGUUCCGCCCCCAGCCUGAGGCGCCACGUCAGGGUCAAUCAUGAGGGGAUCAAGCGAGUUUACCCAUGCAGGUAUUGCACAGAGGGAAAACGCACCUUCAGCAGCCGCCUGAUCCUGGAGAAACACGUCCAGGUUCGGCAUGGCUUGCCACUUGGGUCCCAGUCCCCUGGCCGGGGUAGCACCCUGGCUCGGGGCCCCGGUGCCAGAGCCCAGGGGCCAGGACGGAAACGCCGCCAGUCCUCUGACUCUUGUAGUGAGGAGCCUGACAGCACAACACCCCCGGCCAAGUCCCCCAGGGGUGGGCCCAGCUCAGGAGGCCACGGGCCCCUGCGUUACCGGAGUGGUGGCUCAGUGGAGCAGAGCCUUAUGGUGGGGUUGAGGGUGGACGGCGGUGCCCAGCAGUGCCUCGACUGUGGCUUGUGCUUCGCCUCCCCAGGCUCGCUGAGCCGGCACCGUUUCAUCAGCCACAAAAAGAAACGGGGUGUGGGUGGUGCCAGUGCCCUGGGCCUGGGUGAUGGGGAAGAGGUCCCUCCUCCACUGAGGUCUGAUCCAGAGGGUGGAGAGUGCCCCUUGCCUGCCUCUGGGGGCCCGCUGACCUGUAAGGUCUGUGGUAAGAGCUGCGACAGCCCCCUCAACCUCAAGACCCAUUUUCGCACACACGGCAUGGCGUUCAUCAGGGCUCGGCAAGGGGGCAGUGGGGACAACUAGGCCUGGGCCUGAGUUGACCAGCCCUCUCCCCUCCCUUUUUGCCGGGAGCCUGGGUCACUGCUGCUGUGUGGUCCCUGGACUAGGGAUUUCAUCCUAAUUCACAUUUUGUUCAGCUCCUCACCCCCAUCCCCCAAACACAACAGGCUUUUGAGGAUUAUAGUGGUUUGCAGUCCCCUUUGGGUUUGGCCCGUGGGUCCUAGUAGAAUGGGCCCUCCAUUCCUCCUUUCUGAGCCCAACACUAAUUACUCUCCUGCUGCAGACCCCCGAGGUGGGUCUGGGGGUGGGAGGAGGGACUUUCCUAGGCCACUGGGGCCCUCAGGAUGCUUCUCCACCCUCAAGGGCCUGGCCCUGCCCCUGUACCACCCCUCAGACUCCCUGGCACUUGAGCCCCCGACCCCUGCAGUGCCUUUCACUUUUUUUUUUUUUUUAAUCCAGAAAUCCAGAGGGGGUUGGUGGGGACGAGUGUUGUCAAGGGAGGGCCCAAGGGAGAGGAGUGGACAGGCUCUCAGGAAUCCUUUAUUCUUGUAGUAAUAAUACUAACAGUGGGGAAAUGGGAGGGAGAAAACCAGACCAUUAAAACUGCUCAUGGUUUAAUCCCCA